Molecule: messenger RNA, 1563 nt
Organism: Bactrocera oleae (olive fruit fly)
Lineage: Eukaryota; Metazoa; Arthropoda; Insecta; Diptera; Tephritidae
Product: integumentary mucin A.1
Source: RefSeq, a predicted model, not a curated record
AUAUGUAGUCAUUACGGCACACUCAGACGAAUUUGAUCUCAUUGAUCUAACGGUGGUGGCGACGGCAAAAACACGAAAAACUAGAACGUUCAAACGCGCGCAAAUAACUCGCAGUACAAUAAGAAAGCAAAAAAUAUAUAAAUUUACCUAAAAAAUACUUUAUUUCAAAAAAUACUAUAUACAUAAAAAAAUUUGUGAAAGGAUAAGCGGUGUUCGCGAGGUUUUGGGUUUCAAUUAGAAAAACGUACAGGCUUCACAAUAUUCAAAAUGAAAUUGCUAACAAUUUUUGUGUUCGUGCUGCUGACAGGCAUUGUUGCAGUCUCAACAGAAGUCUUGGAGGGUACUGGCAAUAGUACUGAUACUACUGGAGAGCCAACGACAACAAUUGUGACAGCUAUUUCUGAUUCUAGUGAUACGACUACUACUGCUUCUAGUGAGCCAAUUACUGUUACUAGGGAACCAACCGCACUUACUACAGAUGAAACCACAUCGGUAACUUCUAGUGGAACCAACCGCACUUACUACAGAUGAAACCACAUCGGUAACUUCUAGUGAGACAACUACCUCUGCUUCUAGUGAACCAACUACUGUUACUGGGGAACCUACCACUGUCACUCCUAAUGAAACAACCUCGGUUGCUCCAAGCGAAAACCCGACUACUGUCCCUAGUGACACUACAACGGUUGCCGCGAGCGAAACCACGCCAAACACUAGUGAAACAUCGACGAACGCAACAACAAAUAGCUCUGGCGAAACCACAACACUUGCUACCGAGGAAACAACGGAUAGUACGUCUGGCUCAACUGAAACUCCCGAUACCACUCCCGUGGAGAAUAAUAGUACAAAUUCACCCGCUACAGAAGCGCCGCCAGCUAAUAAGCUUCAAUGUUAUGCGUGUGAGGGGGACGAUUGUGAUGAAAAGACUGUGAUUAACUGUCCCAAUGACGGUAGAGCUUAUGAUGUUGAGGACAUAAACAAAAGUUUAUCGGAGAAUGCUGCGGAAAUUCUUCUUCAAAAUUAUCGCUCAGUUUCGCGAUUGGAACUCGCCGAUGUGAAAGGUUUUGCUUGCUACAGGGUGCAAAUUCCAGUUAAUGAUGACAGGACAUUGAAACUUGGCUGUAUUGCCAUACCUUAUGGCCAAAGCGCAUGCGAGGCUGUGCGGAACGAACUGAACAUAACGGCAACAGAUAAUAGUGACGAGUGUGUGGCGUGUCAAACAGACUUAUGUAACGGUAGUGCAAUAACAAAAUUAUCUGUGUUGGCACUUUUGUCCGUAUUGCUGGCAAAGUUUUUGUUUUAAGUGAUAAAUAAAAUAAAUACUUUCUACUUAUUUAUGUAUUUAGUUUAAUUUUAUAUGUAUGUAUGUUAUACUUGUAUGUAUAUUAGUACAUAUGUGUGUAGAUAUAUUUGUAAGUUUUAUAAAUUAAAAAAACAACAGCGCUAAAGUAAAUAACCACGAAUUAUUAAUGUAUUAGUGACAAAUAUGAUGCUUUUGUAAAUGAUAGUAUUUAUUAUAUUGUAUAUAUACCUAUAAUAAAAUGAAACUAAAUUGAAAAUUACCAA